Messenger RNA from Cuculus canorus (common cuckoo), 3458 nucleotides. It is a transcript of the gene GID4, whose product is annotated as GID complex subunit 4 homolog. The transcript has 6 exons. Bases 1 to 837 code for a protein of 278 amino acids. Gene Ontology annotation, cellular component: extrinsic component of membrane; GID complex. Gene Ontology annotation, biological process: negative regulation of gluconeogenesis; protein catabolic process in the vacuole; proteasome-mediated ubiquitin-dependent protein catabolic process. Lineage: Eukaryota; Metazoa; Chordata; Aves; Cuculiformes; Cuculidae. The record is from RefSeq and is a predicted model, not a curated record.
AUGGGCGCGCGCGGAGGCGCUGCCGGGAGGCCCCGGGCCAGGCGGCCUCGGCGAGCGGAGCGGGGCGGGCAGCGCCCCCGGCCGCGCUCGGCACCGGCCACGCUGGCGCCCGGGGACCCCCCCGAGAUGCCGGUGCGGAGCGAGAGGCGCCGCGCGGGCGGGACGGCGGCGGCGGUAGCGGCGGCCGCGGCGGGAUCGGCGUCUUCGCCUCCAGCCUCGUCCGGGCCGGCCGCCAGCAGCAGCCUCGUGCCGCCGCCCCCCAUCAACACGGCGCAGCCCGGCGUGGCCACCUCGCUGCUCUACAGCGGAGCCAAGUUCCGCGGGCAGCAGCGCAGCAAGGGCAACGCCUACGAGGUCGAGGUCGUCAUGCAGCAUGUGGACAUGGAAAACUCCUAUCUCUGUGGAUACUUGAAGAUUAAAGGCCUUACAGAGGAGUACCCAACCCUCACCACCUUCUUUGAAGGGGAAAUAAUCAGUAAAAAGCACCCUUUCUUAACGCGCAAGUGGGAUGCUGAUGAAGAUGUGGAUCGUAAACACUGGGGCAAGUUCCAGGCUUUUUACCAGUAUGCGAAAACAUUUAACUCUGAUGACUUUGAUUAUGAAGAUCUGAAAAAUGGGGACUAUGUCUUCAUGAGAUGGAAGGAACAGUUCCUGGUCCCAGAUCACACUAUCAAAGACAUCAGCGGUGCUUCCUUUGCUGGUUUCUAUUACAUCUGCUUCCAGAAGUCAGCAGCGUCUAUAGAGGGCUAUUACUACCAUAGGAGUUCAGAAUGGUAUCAGUCAUUGAAUUUAACUCAUGUUCCUGAGCACAGCGCUCCUAUCUAUGAAUUCCGAUGACAGCUGUCUAGAACUGAUACCGCACAGAAGCAAACCGGGCAGGAGAGCAUGGCCUGCCAGGAGAACUGUGUCCCUGUCGGAGCACGGGAAUGCACGCUUCUCUCCUGCCCCUCGGACUCGUGAGAGAGAGCCUGAAUGUUAAUCCACCCAGCCCAAGGAGCGUGGCUGCUGGAGCUUGAUUCUCCCUCCUGUCGAGUGGCGAUUUGAUCUUUAAUCUGGUUUUAAGCUACCUUUAAAUGCACUUUCUUAUUGCACAGCUAGUUUCUCUGUCACUGAAGUUCCUCCCGGCUCUCCUCUGGAAGCUGUUUCUCAGUAGCUGGAAUCGGUGGUCUGUUCUCUGAGUAAUAAGAAAAUAUAAGCUCAGGGCUUAUAUUUUCAUUGUUACAGCCUGAUAUGGGUUGAAAUCACCAGGACUCGGAUUUGUUGUCCAGAUUGCCAGCUCUGAUGCUCCCAGAGUCGGGUCCUGUGUGUGAGCUCUGCUUGGCAGAGAGCUGCUCGGCUGCAGAGUCUGUUGGGGGAGUGUUGGCUGAGACAGAUGAGGCUUGAACGAGUCUUUGCUUCGCGCCGGCUAACGAGGUUAGCCGGAGCUGCAGAUCUUUCAGGAACGCCAGCCCUUUGGAGCUGGGAGUUGUUCCGGUGUCUGCAUACACCACUGGGAAUUAAUUUGAUGUAUGGACUUCCAGACUCUCAGUAAAGUGGAUCUAAACUCUGCUUAUAGGUGUACAUUUGCUCUUUACUUAAGUUAAGGGUAAAAAAAAAAAAAAAGAAAAAAACAAAAAAAGGAAAAAACCCACUUUUAUUAAAAAAAAGUAUUUUUAUGGUUCCUUUUCCCAAGGACCCUACGGCAAAUGCACAAGUACUUGAUUACAUUUUACCGUUUUCACAUUGAAAACCGGGAAUGUCUGCGUUACGUUUUUAUAUCCGUGUACGUAAUCAGCUGGCUGCUUUGGGAACGUAACCGGAGUGCGAGUGUUGAGCAGCGCCACGGGAACAGCUCUGGGGCUGCUCAGCAUUUGUUUCUUGCUCUUUGUGCUUCACCACCACUGCUUGGUACCUUUCUACAAGGCAAAAAGAGGAAAAGGAUAAAAACCCACCCGCCUCAGUAGCUCUCCUCUGACUUUGCAAUGUUUCAAGUGACAUAACUUAAGGCUCGUGUGCCAAAGUGUGUGUGGAUGCACGUGUGGGUUUCUUUUUUUUUAAAGAUAUUUUAAAGGUUGGCCUCGGUUGUGUUUAAUGUCACAGUCCCAGCUGUUGGGCUCCUGUGAGAGUUCAGUUUGUGUUUUUUCUGGCUGUUUUCAACAACCCCUCUUUGAGCGGGUUUGUGUUGCAUGCUGACCAGGCAGGAGCAGAGGACGGAUUUGCUGCCUGGGAGAGGAAAGUGAAACCUCUGCCUGCCGAGUGCCAAAGUGGUUUAGGUUUUCUUCUGCUUCUUCACUUGUUUUCUUCCUUUUGGCAACACGUGUGUCUGGUUAAUUGCUAGUUUAAGCCUUAAUGAGAAAGUAUUCAGGUCUCGGUGAGCCUGUUUCCUCUAUUCCAUGUCAGGAUCUUGCGUGAUUGGAGAAGCGGCCAGGCUGGUCUCAAGAGAUGAUGUGGAAAGCACCUGCCUCGGGCGUGCUGUUGGCCGUGGAUGAAUCCUUUUCCCCAGCACAAACGGAAAGAGACCUGCUGAUGGGAGAAGGGGGAACCCCACAGGAUGAAGGACAUGUGUGCUGUUGUCUCAGCUGUUGUGGGUAGAUCUGUAGCGUAGCGUGAAGGCAAGUGGGAGAGUGAUUUCAGGUGUGAAGGGAGAAUGGCUGCAAGCAGAGCAGUUGGAAUGCAGGUUCCUGUUUUAUUCUGCUCCUCUCGGAGAAAUGUGGCACCUUUUGCAGUGAGGAGAGGGGUUUCCUCACAGGCAGUGCUGGGAGAUGUCAUGGUUUUGGAGGCGAAAGACAGUGGUGCUGCUUGACUGUGACCAGGAGUCAGGGCAAAGCCUCCUGGGUGCAGGGACCCAGCUCCGAGGGCUCCUCACAGUCCCCCGAAGCGCUGUAUGUGCAGUAUUGGUGACAUCGGGCUCCCUGUGCUUCCCGAGGCUGUCAGCACAGCAUGACGCUGAUGUAGUUUCAUUGGAUUAACACUGUGGUUGUUGGCAGAAGCUGGAUUAGGAAGGGUCCUGGGGUUGUUUAAUAUGUGUAACCACCCCAAAACUUCCUUUGGGGCUUGCUGUAUUGUGAGAAGGGUGGGGAAGGAGCGUUCUGCUCUCCGCCUGUCUCCUUCCCACUGUCCUGAAGCCAGUUUCAGCUGAAAUCCAAAACCAUCGGCAUGAUGUUGGCCUAUGGGAUGCAUGUGGUGGGUGCAGAGCCGGUUGUGGAGCCAAGAGGUUGGCAGGGGCUGUUGGUGUUUGGAGCUUCUCCCCCUCUAAUGCCGUUGCUUUGGCGUUCUCUUUCUUUGGCUGUUUGAGUGGGGGAGAGACAUUGUGUACGUCAGGGUGCGGUGAGAAGCUGACUGGGUAGGGUCUGGAGUGCGGAGGGAAGGAAUGGGGUGCUUGUUCUUGGAGGAAGCUGAGGUGUCUGUUUAACUGGAGGGGGGGUCCUUGCGGGCGGAUGGAGCCGGGGUUCUGUGGCACGAUCGACGUCUGAAUUAAA